Molecule: messenger RNA, 657 nt
Organism: Cydia fagiglandana
Lineage: Eukaryota; Metazoa; Arthropoda; Insecta; Lepidoptera; Tortricidae
Product: DNA-binding protein D-ETS-3-like
Exons: 6
Coding region: 1-657 (218 amino acids)
Biological process (GO): regulation of transcription by RNA polymerase II; cell differentiation
Cellular component (GO): nucleus
Molecular function (GO): DNA-binding transcription factor activity, RNA polymerase II-specific; sequence-specific DNA binding
Source: RefSeq, a predicted model, not a curated record
AUGGAGGGGUCAAAUGAGACCCCCCACCACCACGGGCAGUACAGUCGACAGACAAACGUAUGGGACGUCGUCUCGUCGUCGCAGUCGGGGCACACGCACUGGGACAAGAUGGGCGCGGCGGGCGCGUCGUGCGCGCGCGCCGAGGCCGCGUCGCCGCAACAACUCGUCACCACCACGCAUGCGGGGAGCAGUUCCGGCGGCGGGCGGCGGGGGGCGCUUCAGCUCUGGCAGUUCCUGGUGGCGCUGCUGGCCGAGGGGGCCCGCUGCGUCUCCUGGACGGGCCGGGGGCUCGAGUUCAAGUUGCAUGAACCUGAAGAGGUGGCGCGGCGCUGGGGCGCGCAGAAGAACCGUCCGGCCAUGAACUACGACAAACUGUCGCGGUCGCUGCGCUAUUACUACGAGAAAGGCAUCAUGCAGAAGGUAGCCGGCGAGCGCUACGUGUACAAGUUCGUGUGCGACCCAGAGGCCCUGUUCAGCAUGGCGGCGCCGCGCGCGCGCAGCCCGCCGCCCCAGCCGCCCGGCACAUACGACGUCCUAACGCAGCUAUACGGCGUAUACCCGCAGUGGGGCCCGCACACGACGCACGCCCCGCACGCGACGCACGCGCCGCACGCGCCCGACUACAGGCUGUGUCCGCACGAGUGCUACGACCAGUGA